AUGGCGUUAUUCAGCACUCCAAAGUGUCCGUCAUGUAUCCGGCAACUCGCCGGCGGUGCCUUCCAGCAAAUUCGAGGGAAUAAGAAGAUGGUGAAGGUCCCCACGGUCACGGUUAGGCUGCUAAAAGAUGUGCCAAAAUAUGGACCAGCUGGGACCUUGAUUCCUGUUGCAAAGGGAAGAAUGAGGAGCAUAUGGUAUCCUCAGAAGGUAGCAGACUAUGUCCACUACACAGAGCUAAAGAAGAUACCGCGCGGUGAAGCCCCCCAACGAGACUUCUUCUUUCUCGCCGACACUGUUACAGGCGGUAAAAAGAAACAAAGGGCCACCGUUUCUCUCCUUUCUCCCACGCAAACCAUCGCUAUCCUCGAGGCUUUGCUCCCCCCCUCCCUCCAGUUCUCCAGCGCAACUAUUUCUCCAACAGACCACUCCCUUCACGGAUCGGUGUCUACAGUUGAUAUUGCCAACGCAAUUAAAAUGGUCUCUGCCGCGAACGGAGAGGAGGGAUCGAGGGUCGUUAUCACACCUGAUCAGAUUGAGUUGAUAGGAGUUGAUGGUGACAAGAUCAAAAUGAUUGGAGAAUACCAGUUUGAAAUCAAGAUGAAGGGAACCAAUGAUUUCGUCAGAAGACGGGCUACAGUCCAGAGGCAGGAAAUACAUUAG
Messenger RNA from Morchella sextelata, 660 nucleotides. RefSeq lists its product as uncharacterized. The record is from RefSeq and is a predicted model, not a curated record. NCBI's taxonomy places the organism in Eukaryota, Fungi, Ascomycota, Pezizomycetes, Pezizales, Morchellaceae. The coding region runs from base 1 to 660 and encodes 219 amino acids. Gene Ontology annotation, cellular component: mitochondrion; ribosome. The transcript is spliced from 5 exons. Gene Ontology annotation, biological process: translation. Gene Ontology annotation, molecular function: structural constituent of ribosome.